CCUUGAUAGAUCGGUCGCAUGAAGGCAUGAAUGCACACCCAAACAAUGUCUCCCCCACAGAUGUAGGAAUGCUCAGAUACAUGGCUACUACAUCCCCAUCAUGAUGCGCAUGACACACAUGGCCAUGGAUGGAUGGAUGGAGUCUGUACUCAUUCAUGUGUGUUCACCGGCCACACACAUCAACCAUCCAUCCAUCCAUCGAUUCACCAGCAGCUCAAUGGCCGGCCCUGACACGCACACCCAGAGUGUGUGCGUGUGGGUGUGCGUCUGCUGCAUGUGCAAGCUGCCCUGCCGGCUACCUGCUCAGUUCAUUCGUCAAUUCCAGUCAUCCAGUCGUCCAGUCAAUGGCCAUCGGUGACAGUCUCAGGCACUGUGGCAUCACUGCGCACGCCGCCGGUGCCCCUGCACUCAUACACAUUGAUCAUGAUGCAGACGCAUGGGCCAGCGCACUUCUUCUUUCACGUGUCCCUCCCUUACGCGCGAUCCACUUGCUGCACGGGCGGCCGGGGAAGGGCUGGCACACAGAGCGUCAGGUGCAUUCAAACAAUUGCAAUGGUGACUGUCUCUUCCUCAGGUACCUCUGUUGAUAAUGUGCUGGUGCUGGUGCUGUGUUUGUGGCUGCUGUGUGCGCAUCCGCCGCACACCAACACCCCCACCACUGGCACCACCAGCAGCAGCAGACAGCUCCCCCUCGGUGGCGGCGUGGCGGGGUGGUCGAUUGACAGCUGUGGUGAGCUCGCCGGCAGUGGAAGGCCUACAGAUACACCCACGCACAAGAACGUGUGUGUGCAUGCAGAUCCAUACAUGCGAAUACCUGUUGUAGGUGGUGUAUCUGCCUCCUGCCGAUGGCCGCCCGUCGGUGCUCUUGACACGCGGCGACGAACCAACCUAUCACACACACACACACACAUACACAUAUUCUUUGCCUCUGUGCAUACUCGCAGAUGUGUAUUCGGAUACCUGGCCGCUCGGUCUGUUGCGUCGAGGGCUUGCGGACGUCACUCUCGCAGCAAUGCCGUCAUAGGACGGCAGCUUAUCAACAACCAUGCCCUUGCCACGCACAUACGACGUGCCGGCAGAAAAACCUGCAAGACUCACACACGUAGGCAUGUACCCACGCGUCGCAUGUUGGUGUGUGGCCCGACUGACGCACCCAGGUUCGCCCGCUCUUUGGGCGGCGACGCUGCGCGCGUGACGCUGCCGUACGGCAGCCACGGACGAGGCGAGGGCGACCGACGGUUAGCUGACAUAGACCGGAGAGACAUAUGCAAAUGCGUGUCAAUCGUGAUACUGUGUGUUGUGGUGUGUUUCGUCUUGCCCGCGUUGCGCUCGCCGCUGGGGCUGCGAUCUCGCACAGCAGCACCAGCAGCUGCCGGCCGGGGUCGCACCGGGGCAGGGGGCGCCUGAAUGCACACACCACACCACACCACGUACGGACACAGACACACACAGGGAUCACGUGUAUCUAUGAGAGUAUGUGUCGCUAGCCACACACCUCCUGCUGCAGCGAGUUUGCGGCUGUGUGUUGGUUAAAGGCAAUGCCGACACCGAUGUUGGGCCGCUCCCGUCCCCUGCUGGGCUGGAGAUCCCUCUCCCUCUCCCGCCCACCCCGCGUGUGCAUGACGCCCCGGCCAAAGCCUCCCGACACCGCCGCUGCGCCGCCAGACGGCCGCGGACUCGCAGACCGGCUACCUCCCCGGCUCUUCUGCUGCUGCUGCUGCUGGACGUCGUUGCCCGUGCCCCUCAUCAAAGUGCCCCGCAGUCGGUGAGACAGCUUUGAAGCCCCGCUGUCCUCCUUGCCUGCACCGCGCACGUCACGUGAAUGAAUGUGUAUAAAUGGAUGUGUGUUAGUAUGUGGUGUUGUGGCUCACCCAUGGCGUUAGCACCGGUCAUCAGGUAUCCCCUGGAAGGACUCUUGGCCAUCAUGGCCCGCUGUGCGGCCACCUUGCCGCGGUAGCGCCCCGCAGACGUGCUCGCAAUAGACGAUGGGCUGCAUAUGGACCAUGCAGAACCAUGUUGAUGAAUGUGGCACAUGUGGUGGGAGUGUGGUGCCUACGUGUUUGCCUCAUUCUCGUUGGCUUGAUUCCCAGCGGCAGCAGCAGGCACAGCCUUGGCACCUCCUGCACACACAAAGGAUGGCUGAAUGGCCGGCCAUGUGCACCUGCCUGUGAAGGUGAUUGCUGUGUACCAGUGGGUGGUUUCUUCCUCUCUAUGACGAGUCUUGCGGAUGGCUGCACAGCGGGGGGCGACACACGGCCACUGCGGACUGCAUAGGUACUCGCAUACAAACACACACACGUGGCGAUUUGUGUACUUUCGCAUGUGCAUGUGAUGGCACCAUGUGUGCGUGUAUGGAAUGGAAUGGUCGCUCACCGCCCCGCUGCACAUUAGUGUGGGUGUUGUGUGUGACGUGUGGGGGCGUGAUGGGCGGCGCCUCCCAGUGCAGAUGAGCACCACCCGACACUGCACACACACACCCCACGCACCCCACACAGACCCAUCAAGGCGUACCCACACAUUGAAGCGCAUCCAUGCUCACCCCUUUCCCUCUCCCUCUCCCGUCUCCCAUCGUCCAGCCGAACGCUCUCAUGUUGCUCAUGGCGGUCGUCUGUCUCAUCGUCAGUGCCGGUCUCGUGUGUGGCGCCGCCAUGUGCUGUCGGGGGUGACUGGGAGGGCGGCGACGGGAAGAACAACGAAUCCUGCACAGGUGCAGGGGUGGCAAUGGGGUGUGUGGCGUAGCGGCAUGUGCGUGCAUGGUGUGCGCACCGCUAUGAGGCCCCGCUGCCUCUGCCGCGUGUACUCGUCAAUGAUAUAUCUGACCAAUGAAUGCAGGAAGAGACACACACACAGACACGCUCAUAUGCUGGUCUGGUCUGCUGCUCGGACGUCUCACUGGCUGGCUGGAUGACAUACACAUACUUGAGUGUCUGGUGCCUUCGCAACAGGGGGCGCACGUCAGGCUGGCUUACCUACACAAACACACACACACACACACACACCAUACACCGAUACGUAGGAUGCAUUGAUGCAUUCUUCACCCCCCCACCCCACCAGGACAUGCAGUAUCGGCAAGGUCUGCAGCAGCUCCUGGUCAGUACUGUCACCCAGGAAACUCUAUACGCGCGCGCACACACACACACACACACACACAUGUCGGUCGGUGUACGUGCCCCCAUGCUUCCAUGGGUACAUGUAUGAAAAUGCCGUUGUCCGGCUGGAACGCAAACGAUAUGAGUGAGUUGUCAAUCAAAAUCAGAUGCGACAGCGGCCGUCCCAACAAACGCAAAUCCUGCACACACCCACACACACCCACACACACAUAAUAUAGACGUCGACACACACGUGUGUCGGGGCUGCCUGGGGUGUGGGUGGGCUGUGUUGUGUUUGCGGCUUGCCUUGAUAUAGUAUCCUCUGUGUUCGACGCAGUGAUACCGAUACAGCCGGUGGGAGAAGAACUCGUUGUUCGGGUCCAGCUGGGCGAUGAUCUGCAGUGACACACCGACACACGCGCGCCUCUGCCUGUAGUGGAUUGGAUCGAGCCUGCCUUCCUCCGUGUCGUGUCUACCUGGUCGGCUGCACAGGUACGUACGGACAUUGCAGAGAGAAAGGCGAAGCGAAACACACAGGUAUCGCAGCCUCACGGUGGCUGGCUUACUUACCAUAGUCAUGGUUGGCCGCCGUGUAGCACACCUGACCGUUACACAUAUACACACGUAUACACUCAAGCUGUGUGUGUCCAUCCAUCCAUCCAUCCAUCCAUCCAUCCAGUGUGCGUGUGUGUGUGGUCACCACUUCGAACAGGUUUGCGCACGUCUUGAGGAACUCGCGAAUGUACGGGCGGAAAUACACAUACGCCUGCACAGCACAGCACCACAGCACAAAACCACAACCCCCCGCCACAUAUAUAUGUGUAUGCGUCUGCGCAGCGUUCCGCUCAUUCAUUCAUUCGCUGGCUGAUAAUAUAUCUACGGACCCAGCUGUCGUCCUCCUGGCUCCUGACGAUCAUGUCGUGGGGGUGCUCCAACGACUCAAACUGAGUGUGCGUCAACCUUCACACAGCAGGGCCAACACAGAAACCGACACACACGCACACGGUUGUUGCGAAUAUGUCCAUGCGAUCUGUCCAUCUGUGUGUGUAUGUGUGUGCGCACGUACGUUUCGUCCAUAUCGAGCAGCAGUGUCUUGCGAUCAGAGCUAGAGGGCGGCCUGGGGAGAAGGAAGGCAUCCAAUGUAUAUAUGCGAUGCACAAUGGGCCCGUGUCUUUUACUGACAGUGCAUUCGGGACGUUUGGGUGUAUUUCGCAGUUCUUGGGCAGCGUGCUGAUGAACUCCAGCGCCAACAACGUCUCACGGGGCACGUCCUGCCUGCAUCCACACACCACACCCAUCCAAUCCACAGUUGCCAUGGAGCCUCUUUCUUUCUUCCUCUCUGGAUGGACCAUCUGAAUCCCUCCCCUAUGAAGGAUAUCUCCUCGGGCGUCGGCUCAUGCGGACUGCAACCAUCCUCACAUCCACACACACAAUUGAUGCACACGAAUGCGGAUGCAUCUUCUCUGCCUUUCACUCACCUUCUCGGCGAUGCGGCAGCAGGCCGACUGGACACAGACGACUGCGAGGACGAUGGGCCUGCAGGAGGACGAUGCAUCCCUCCC
Molecule: messenger RNA, 4651 nt
Organism: Vitrella brassicaformis
Lineage: Eukaryota; Vitrellaceae
Source: the annotation of a GenBank genome assembly